Molecule: messenger RNA, 4443 nt
Organism: Chiroxiphia lanceolata (lance-tailed manakin)
Lineage: Eukaryota; Metazoa; Chordata; Aves; Passeriformes; Pipridae
Gene: COPS3
Product: COP9 signalosome subunit 3
Exons: 12
Coding region: 76-1347 (423 amino acids)
Biological process (GO): ubiquitin-dependent protein catabolic process
Cellular component (GO): COP9 signalosome
Source: RefSeq, a predicted model, not a curated record
CCCCCUCCCCUCACACACCCCGGGCUCCGCCCCUCUCUCCCUCCCGCGCGCGCGGCCGCGGCGCGAGCCGCCAAGAUGGCGUCGGCCCUGGAGCAGUUCGUCAACAGCGUCCGGCAGCUCUCGGCCCAGGGGCAAAUGACCCAGCUUUGUGAACUGAUCAAUAAAAGUGGAGAGCUGCUAGCAAAAAAUCUUUCCCAUCUGGAUACAGUGCUCGGUGCCCUGGAUGUGCAGGAACACUCAUUAGGGGUUCUUGCUGUCUUGUUUGUGAAGUUUUCUAUGCCCAGCAUCCCUGACUUCGAAACAUUAUUCUCACAGGUGCAGCUUUUUAUCAGCACUUGUAAUGGAGAACACAUUAGAUAUGCAACAGACACUUUUGCUGGCCUGUGCCACCAGUUAACAAAUGCCCUUGUGGAGAGAAAACAGCCCCUGCGAGGAAUUAGCAUUCUCAGACAAGCCAUAGACAAGAUGCAGAUGAACACAAACCAGCUGACCUCAAUACACGCAGAUCUCUGCCAGCUCUGUUUGUUAGCAAAAUGCUUUAAACCUGCCCUCCCGUAUCUAGAUGUGGACAUGAUGGAUAUUUGUAAAGAGAAUGGGGCAUAUGAUGCGAAGCACUUUUUAUGCUACUACUACUAUGGUGGGAUGAUAUACACUGGGCUAAAGAACUUUGAAAGAGCACUCUACUUUUAUGAACAGGCAAUAACUACUCCAGCCAUGGCAGUCAGUCAUAUUAUGUUGGAAUCAUAUAAAAAGUAUAUCCUAGUUUCUUUGAUACUACUUGGCAAAGUUCAGCAGCUACCAAAAUACACUUCUCAGAUAGUUGGUAGAUUCAUUAAGCCUCUUAGCAAUGCUUACCACGAAUUAGCGCAAGUUUAUUCAACCAAUAAACCCUCGGAGCUUCGAAAUCUGGUGAACAAACACAGUGAAACAUUCACAAGGGAUAACAAUAUGGGGCUGGUUAAGCAAUGCUUGUCAUCUCUCUACAAAAAGAAUAUUCAGAGGCUAACCAAGACGUUUUUAACAUUGUCAUUACAAGACAUGGCAAGUCGAGUGCAGCUGUCGGGGCCCCAAGAAGCAGAAAAAUACGUCCUCCACAUGAUAGAAGAUGGUGAAAUCUUUGCAAGUAUUAAUCAGAAAGAUGGUAUGGUCUGUUUCCAUGAUAAUCCUGAAAAAUAUAACAAUCCAGCUAUGCUUCAUAACAUUGAUCAGGAGAUGCUGAAAUGUAUAGAGCUUGAUGAACGACUGAAAGCCAUGGAUCAAGAGAUCACUGUGAACCCUCAGUUUGUGCAGAAGAGUAUGGGCUCUCAAGAAGAUGACUCAGGGACCAAACCAUCCAGUUAUUCUUGAAAUUAAUGUUGCUCACCACUCCGCUUUCAAGUAAAAGCUUAUGAAAGAAUCACGCCUGGAAUAGGGCAUUGAGGAGUUCCACGAAGAGAGCAGAGAGAACUGAGCUUUGCUUUUCACCUGGACAUUAAGAAAAUAAAAGAACACCCUCUCAGUACUGUAUAAUAUCAGAAAUAUUCUCUGCAAAGAAAAGGAAAUCUCAAAAGAAACUUAAAAGUCUGUUGUGGAUUUAUUUAUCUUCAGAUUAACAUCGUUAAUGCAUUAAAUAAUCUACCUUUUGUUUUAAAGGGUUUGAAUGUUGCUGUGUUUCUGUAGCAGUCCUCUUCUGCAAAAAAAAAAAAAGUGUUAUUCAGGGAAGAAUACAAACUAGUGUUGGUUCACUUACAAGAUAAUUACUGGUUCAUUAUUCUGUAUUUAAAGUUGGCUCGAAGUGCAGAUUUAUAUGUGUGGUGGGGGCAGAGGGGUGGAGUUUAAGCAAAUCAUAAUGUAGAGAAUUUGCAUAUGGCCAGUGUAGCUGGUGCUGUCUGUUAAAUGAGGAAAUAAGAACUGUUCUUCCCAAAAGGAUGAGGAUAUCGGCGAGUCCCUGCGAGGAAGUUUGCUGCAAAGCAGAAAUCACUAUAGGGAAACGAGACAUGACAGCAGUUUAUGAUUUUAAGUUUCUGGUACAAAAUAUUUGCUAAUAUUAUUUGCUCUUAGAUGAAACUUAUUAGACCUGAACAAAAGGAUAUUUGGAAGAUGUUGGUGUUCUGGAGGAUUCGAGAUAGGAAGUUGUUUACACUGAAAGGAAUUUAAAUGUUUGUUCCUAUACAACUGCCAUAAAGGUAUUCAAGAGGCUUUUCUGUGGUGGAAACCAGUAUUUCUACAUGGAACAUAAAUAGAAUUCUAAACAGCUCUCAAAAUGCAGGAUUUUAUUCUGAGAUAACAUGGUGGAAUGGUACCUGCUUUUUAAUUCACUAUUUUAAACUUUAAAACUUUGUUGUUGGAUUCUUUAAAGUGCUUCACCCCUUAAAUCAACGGGCUGCUUAAUUUUCUGUAGUUCUCGUGUAUCUGAAGAUUCUCACUGUUCCAAACACCUUCCUGUCAGUGCAAUUCUCCUGCUGUCAGGCAGAAAUAAACCUGUCAUCAAGUCAGAAUUCGAGAAGCUCAGCAGCCUCUGCUUCCUGCUGAAACACCUGACUAGGAGCUGCUUGGCACUGCUAACCUGGCAGCUUGUUUUCAGGAGCCCAAGUGGGAGCUGAGCAUUUCUGGCUCUUGCUGUGUGAAGUUUGUUUGUAUUGAGGUCACCCGUGGCUGAAAAUAUCCCAUUUGUGCUUCCAGUGCUGAUACAGAAGUGUUGGGGCUUUCACCCCAAACUGGUGUCUCAAUUCUAGCAGAACCUCUGUGACAGUGGGUGAAAGGAGGUGUCCCAGGUUGUUUUGAUGGUGCAUGGUGCUUUUGAAAGUACAAAAUAGCAAUUCAGUAUCAAACACAGUGUAGGUCUGUGGUGUGAGCAGCUCACCACUGAGCACUUGUGCUUCCUGCUCUAGAGGCUUCCAUGGAGGCAACUUUUACACGUGAUCCUAAAGCAAAAUCUUGGGUUUAUUCAUAACUUGCCUUACCAGUCUUGUAACUAAAAAGAUUUAUGAUUUUCGAAGGUUUUUUUUUUUCCUAAUUUAUCCUGCAGUGAUUUCAGUGCUGAACAUACACCAUUUUCCUCUCUGUUCCCGUGGAAGUCUUAAAUGAGUUGGAUUAGUGAUGCUGUGGGCUCGAGCACCAGGUGGGGUGGUUGUUACAACCACUGUGGCACUCACAGAAAGAACUCCAAACGACCUACCCCAAACUCCACCCAUCCAGAAACGUGCCUGGCUCGCCUCUCCUUGCCAAGGGCACACUUGCCAGGGGAGAAAGUAUUCAGGAUGGUGUCAUGGAGUUGGAGAAAAAACACAAAUGUCCGUUUUUACACCACUAGUUCCUAUUAGUGAGCGUGGAUUUACCUGCUGAGAGCUGCAGGAUGGCUUUCCAGCUGUGGAAUUGGAAGCAAACUUAAUAUAUGCAGCUGGCAAAUAGCUGCUACGUUUUUCUUUUCUUUUUUCUUGCCUACAGUAGAUAAAAUAAAUCCACGCUCACAUCAAAAGGAUGGCAGAAAGAGCUGUGUAAUAGUUUCAAGUGAUUCAAGUUAUAUCUCUGAUUUUUAAGAGGGCAAAUGCUUUUAAAGUUAGAGAACUGCUGAGAUUCCUUUUCUGACAUGGGUAGUUGUGCUGUUAAUCUCUGAUUUCUGUUAAAAUUUCCGAGUCAGGUCCCACCUCUAGAAUCAGUAGAUAAAACAUUCACCUAAAGUGCUUCAGGGAAGGGCUUUUAAGUCCUACUUUGAUAAACACACACAGUCUGGCAUCUGCAUGUCUUGAGAUACUGCUGAAAUUAAGUCAGAUUUUUAAUGAAGCAGCUCCUUCAAAUCUUGGAACUAAUUGCAUGGGCUGGUCAGCUGAGACGCUUUGAAAGCACUUGAGCUUUCUGGUUUUAAUUUGUAUUUACUGCAGGGAAGAACUUUUGCUGAAAUCUAAGAACAGUAUGUGCUGUGCUGCUCUGAACUUGGACUCUCAGAGGUCCUGUGGCUGGUUCUUCACAUCCUGCAUGGCCACAUUUUAGGCGUCAUCCACGGAACACUCGAGUGCACGCUUUGAUGUCUAAGUCCAAUUUUGUUGCGUUUUAAUUAGCACAGACACGAGGGGUGGUUCUGAAGGCAGUGUUAGACAUGCAACUACCAUUCGUAGCCACAGGAGGGGUCUCUAGGCCAGCUCCUGUUAGACUUUUAAAUGUUUCUAAGAAGAAACGGUUCGAAGCUGUUUGUGUACAACCCCCCCUCCUGUUUUUGUGCCACCGAGGAGCCCCAGUUUGUGACCUCCGCUGACACCCACAGCGCUGCCAUCGCGCCACUGUGUAACUCCAGCUGCCUCCUUCCCAACUUCCCUUCUGUGUCCCGCAGCACAGCCGGUGUUUGUGUUGUCAUAGGCGAUCUGUAUAACCUAGGAAAUGUUCUCUUGUGUGGCCACAAUGGCCCGGGAGGUUAGUCCUGAGAAGUUGUUUAAAUGUGCUAUUGGAAAAUAAAGAUAACAAAUGAGU